Messenger RNA from Stylonychia lemnae, 1626 nucleotides. Lineage: Eukaryota; Ciliophora; Spirotrichea; Sporadotrichida; Oxytrichidae. The record is from the annotation of a GenBank genome assembly.
AUGUGCAAUCCGAAAGCAUAAGCAAGUUUAAAUAAUGUUGCUAAAUAGAAUUAAAAUAAAAAACCUUAAACUAAAAGAAUUGUCGAGUCUGAUGAUGAUUCUGAGGAAAGUGAGGAUGAAUUAAUGGACGAAGAUAGCUUAGUGGAAUCAAAUAGCGAUCAUUUCAACCAUAGUGAAGAAGAAGAGGUUAAGAACUCCAAAGCUAAAAAAAAGCCAUAGAUAUCUAAUGGUGUGAAUAACAAAUCAAAGCAAAGCAAGCUUAUUUAGAACAAUAAAACUGAAGUGACUAAAAAGCCAUUGAUAAGUUAGAAAAUGGAUUUAGGGGCUACUUACUCAUAAUGCAGAAAGAUAAUGAAUUUGCUUAAGAAAAACAAAAGGGCGACAUCACUUCCUGAAUUUCUCAAUAAACUUAAAAUUUUAGAGAAUAAAUUCGAAUCAAACUCAAUUAAGGAUAUUUAUGAUUUCUAAACUCAAAUUUAAUAGAUAUUUGUAGAAAUUACAGCAAUGGUCAAAUCAAAUUAGGAACUUAAGGCCUAGUGUAUAGAAGUUUCUUAACUUUUUGUUGAUCUAUUUGAGGAAUUUACCUCUGAUUUAUAAUAGAAUUCAGAUGCUGUAACUCAGUAAUAAACUAAGGCAAUUGAAAGUAUAGCACCAAUAGCAUAGAAAAAGAUAAAAGAUAUGGAGAGACAAAUAAACUCGCUAACUUCAUAGAUUACAGAUAUGAAGUACCAAUAACAGCAGAAUAUAAUAUAAAGUUCCCCAUUACAGACAAAAAAUAACAGAAACUAGGGAGCAAGUAAUAAUAACAACAACAACAGACGACAAUAAAGUAAUGGCAAUGUCUAAAGAAAUCAAGAUAAACCCAUGACUGAAUAAGAGGUAAAUGCAUUGACAAAUUUUAUAACCAAAUUGAAACCUGAAGAUUAACUAGGCAUUAAAGAAAUUAUUAAAGGUACACCAGGUGUAAGAAUUGAAGGAGAUGUUUUAGAGUUUCAUCCAUCAACUCUGCCACCAAGGAAGUAAAGAGAAUUGGAGCGAUAUGUAAAAUUAAAACUAGGACUUGUUAAAAGUAACGGCAAAAAGAAGCCUCCUGCUACUAAUAAUGCACUUUAGAAGGGCCAAUCUUUAGAUAAAAAUGGUCAAGUUCGCAAUGUAAACUCUAUUAGUAAUUAGCCUGGAGUUCCAAAUCAGUUAUUGCAAUAAUAAAAUGGAAGAUAGUUAUCACAUCCUUACCAAUCGGCUUAAUCUCCUUAAUUUCCCUAAGGCUAGCAUAUAAUGGGAUAACUAUAUAGCUCAACAACUUAAAAUUAAAAAGACCUAAAUAAUAGUGAUAGCAGCGACUCAGAUUCAAGUUCGGAGGAGGAAGAUUGCAAGAAUGUAAAAAAUAUAUCCAAUUGCUCAACAAAUGCCUAAAAUAGUAUGUCUUGUAAUUCUCUGCCUUAAAGCAAUCAACAUCAAGCCUAAAAUAAGUCUUACUACAGUGGACUUAAUCUUAAGGACUUAUGGAUGAAGGGCCGUGAAUUGAAAUAAAAAACUGAGUUAUAGCAAUAGUAAUAGCAAUAGCAGUCUCUAGCGGAGUAGAAGGCUGAUCAACCUUAAAAUGUAAAUAAUUCAGUAGCAAAUUGA